AUGCCGGACUCAGAGGGACAUUCAAACGAUGGUAAUAUCUUUCAAACACCAAAGAAAUCAUCAAAACUUACAUUCUCAUCAAAUACGGAUUUGAAAUCCCCCCGUAUUAUAUUUCGCGAUCCAGAUAGGGAUAGAGAUCGGAUUCAUCAUGAUUCAGAUCAUGUUAAACAGAUCAGAACUGUUCCAAACACUCCAAAACAUGAAGAAUCCCCAUUACUUAAUGCUUGCUCUUCUGCUGUUACACCUAAAUCAUUAUCUCGCAUGAAAUCAUUAGGCAAGAUUGAUAUUCGAUCCCCUGUUUUGAAAAGUUCUGUUUUGCAAACCCCUGGAGGGAUAAGUAACUUUGAAUUACAUGACGAAUCCAACUCUUUGAGAACUACAAAAACUAAUGACUCCAUUAAAUCAAAAUUUUUUGGUAUCGUUCAGGAGACAUUUAAUCCAGUUAGGAAUUUUUAUAAUGAUUUUACAACCAUUGAUUGGACCCGUGCAUAUUUGAGAAGUAAUGAAUUCAAUUACUCAUUAGAGAAGAAGAGAUGGACUGGAGAUUCAUUUGAAGAUAAAGAGGGAUUACCUAUUUCUUGGUAUCAGAAACUUUCGUAUACAAUGGGAAGAUGGAUUUUGAUUCUUUUGAUUGGAUUAUUCUUUUCAAUAAUUGCAUUUGGUAUAGAUAAAGUCGAAAUAUUAUUGGUGGGUUUUAAACAUGGAUAUUGUCGAACCAAUUGGUUUGUCAGUCAAGUUGCAUGCUGUGUUAAUAGUCAGAAAACAAUCAAUGUAUUUGAAAAUACAUUCGAAGAAACAUGUGAUGAUUGGAUAAGUUGGAACAGUUUAAUUAAUAAAAAUUGGUUAGUUGAAAUAAGAUUUGAUUUUAUAAUCUAUGUUUCUUUGUCGGUUAUAUUGGCUAUAUUUGCAUGUUUGAUUACUUUGACAACAAAGAUCACCGGUGGGUCCGUUUCAGAAAGUCAUAAAAACGACGAUAAAGAAAGAUUUUCCGCAUAUGAAUCAAGGAAUGGAUUAGUCAAACCAAGGGUUAUCUAUACUGCCACAGGAUCUGGGGUACCAGAAGUCAAGACCAUUUUGUCGGGAUUUGUUAUUAGAAGAUUCUUGGGUACUUAUACUUUAGUUGCGAAAACGAUUGCAUUGAUUUUUGCCAUUGCCCUGGGUAUGUCAUUAGGUAAAGAAGGACCAUAUGUUCAUUUAGCUACAUGUGUGGGUAAUAUUACGUCAAGAUAUUUUUGGUUUAUUUUUGAGAAUGAUUUUUUUGAAAAACAAAUCUUAUCUGCAAGUGCCUCUGCGGGUGUUGCAUUGGCAUUUGGCUCUCCACUUGGAGGGGUUUUAUUCAUCUUGGAAGAAAUUAAUAACCACUUACCUUCGAAUCAGUUAUUCCAGAUUUUCUUCUGUGCCAUUAUUUCUACUUUGUUUUUAAAGUUUUUAAACCCUUACGGCACUGGGAAGACGGUUUUAUUUGAGUUAGAUUAUUUUUCUGAUUGGACUCCUAUUGAAUUGGUGUUUUUCAUUAUGAUUGGUAUUGCUGGUGGGAUAUUUGGUGCAUUGUUUGUUAAAUUUGUUCAUUGGUGGCCAAAGAAGUUUAGAACUCUCAAACCAAUAAAAAAUCAUCCUGUAUUUGAAGUUUUUGUUGUUUCAGCCUUGACAGGUAUUAUUACAUUUUGGAAUCCUUAUACUAAGCAAGCAAGUGCAGAGUUGGUUUUAGACUUGGCCACACCUUGCACUGGUAGAGAAUUGGAUCGUUCCUUAUGUCCAUCUACAAAAGAUCAACUUAUCAAAGAAUUGGGAUCAUUGAUAUUUGCAUUUAUUGUAAAAGUAGCAUUGACUUUUAUCACGUUUGGUUUGAAAGUUCCCUGUGGUAUUUAUGUCCCUUCAAUGGUUUGUGGUGCAUUAUUUGGGAGAAUAUUUGCCAUGGUUAUUCAACUUCUUCAAGUUGUUACCAAAUCAGAAGACAGUUCAACUGCAUCGUCAGUAUUUGGAUUUGUUUGUUCUCCAACAUCUACCAAUUGUGUUGAUAUGGGGAUAUAUGCAAUGAUUUCCGCUGGGGCAUUUAUGGCUGGUGUUACCAGAAUGAACAUCACAUUAGUUAUCAUAUUAUUUGAAUUGACUUCAUCAUAUACUUAUGUUCUUCCAAUAGCUAUUGCUAUAGCAGUUGCUAAUUGGGCUGGUGGAUUAUUGGAAAAAAAUUCCCUUUAUGAAUCAUUGUUAGUAAGUAAUGACUAUCCAUUUACAUCACCGGAAACAGAACCUAUUGAUCCAUAUGUUACCGCAUCAGAUAUAGUUAAUCAUGGAAUAAUUAUCCCUACUACUAUUGUAUCAGCACAUGUUCCACAAGAUAAACAAUUAUAUAUUGAUAUUAGUGAUUCAAAUUAUAUUUCUAUGAGUAUAUUAGAAUCUAAAUUACAUUUAUUAGCAGACCGAUCAUUAUUAGAUGGAUGUGUUUCAUUGCUUAAAAAUAACAUAUGUGUGGGAUUAGUUUAUUUUCUGGAAUUGGAAAUGUGUUUGGAUAAGUUAAAACUGUUUAUUAUUCAAUAUGAUAUAAAAGAUGAAAUUUAUUGUAAAAUUUUUCAUGAUGAUGAAGUAUUUAAACAAAUUUCAAAUAUUCAUUUAAGUCAUAAUGGAAAAGUAAUUAAAUCAAUUUUAAAUCAACAACAACAACAAGAUUAUUUCACUUAUGGUAGUUCAAAUAAUGAACAAGAAUAUUUGGAUUUGGUUUUAAUUAUGGACAAUUUAACUAAUUUAAUUAAAAUCGUCGAUACAAAACCAAUUUUUUUAAAUUAUGAUACCGAUUUAUGUUUUGCAAAUUUAAUAUUUGAUAGGGUUGGAAAUAGAGUUAUUGUAUUGAUUAAAAAUGGAAAAUAUUAUGGUGUUUUACAUAAAAAAGUAUUAAUUGAUUAUUUAAGAAGGACGGAAUAA
Molecule: messenger RNA, 2919 nt
Organism: Candida tropicalis MYA-3404
Lineage: Eukaryota; Fungi; Ascomycota; Pichiomycetes; Serinales; Debaryomycetaceae
Gene: GEF2
Product: Gef2p
Exons: 1
Coding region: 1-2919 (972 amino acids)
Biological process (GO): transmembrane transport; chloride transport
Cellular component (GO): membrane; early endosome; Golgi apparatus
Molecular function (GO): voltage-gated chloride channel activity
Source: RefSeq, a predicted model, not a curated record